CCCCAUAAACUGCAGACAAACCCAUUCAGGGCCGAGUUUCUGCCCACUUUUAAACCAGGGUCCCACUUGGCCCUUCUGCCUGUGAAGUUCCAUGUUUUCAUAUCACUAUAGCUUACACUGAGAAAACACAAAAUCUUAGUAUUUUUUUUACUUUUUGAUUACAUUGAUUGGACUAUAUGUCCGGAAUAAAUUCUAUAAUAAUAACUUGUUUUGAGAAGGUUAUUCUUUCCAGUGUAUAUUUUAUCGAUGCCUUUUACAUAAAAGAGUUCCAGAUUGUUAUAUGUAAAAAAAAAAAAGAAAAAAAAAAGAAAACAAUAAUAAAACUGUCUCAGCAUUAUGGACAUCACUCCUGCCUUUAACACUUCCGGUCUGCAAAGUCUGUUUUCAGUUCGAUGGAAGGAUUUUAUUUUUUCAGGAGCUUUAUUUUGACACCGCGAAUCUCUUCCGGUGCGGGAGGUCACUGCUCGAGGCAAACAUGGCGGCGCCCGACGAGCUCUUUUGCUGGGAAGGAGACUGGGGUCUGCCGUCGGUCAGCACCGACUGUCUAGUGGUUCUGGCCUACGCUCAGUUUGCUGGCGCUCCUCUCAAAGUCCGGAAGAUCUGCAACCCCUGGAGGAGUCCGAGCGGCUCCCUUCCUGCUUUCAGGACCAGCCAGAAGGAAACCUUAUCUCGAACCUCUGACAUAAUCAUCCACCUCCGGAAACAGAAGUUCAACGCCGACUAUGAUCUUUCAGCGAAGGAGGGCGCCGACAGCCUGGCCUUCAUCUCCCUGAUGGAGGAGAAACUCCGGCCGGCUCUGAUCUACGCCUUCUGGAUCGAGCCAAAGAACUACGUGGACGUGACUCGCCGCUGGUUCGCCGAACACAUGCCCUUCCCGCUCAACUUCUUCCUGCCUGGACGGAUGCAAAGCCAGCAGCUGGAGAAGCUGCGGCUGCUGCAGGGAGACGAGCGUCUGGAGGCGGGAGAGGAGCUGGAGAAGGAGUUGUUUCGUGACGCCACGGAGUGCAUGGACCUGCUGUCCCAACGACUCGGCUCCCAGAAGUUUUUCUUCGGGGACUCGCCCUCCUCUCUGGACGCCUACGUCUUCGGUCAUCUGGCGCCGAUCCUGAGGUGUAAGCUGCCCAACGGGAAGCUGCAGCAGCAUCUGAGAUCCCUGGACAACCUGACCAACUUCUGCAGCAACAUCCUGCUGCUCUACUUCCCCCGAGACGGCAGAGACGGCUGCAGCCAGAAGUCGCCCCCCCAGCCGGAGGCCGGAGACUUCGACAACGUCCCCAACAAGCGGCGGAAGCAGCUGCUGUCCGCUCUGGUGGCUCUGGGCGCCAUGCUGAGCUACGCGCUCCUCACCGGCAUCGUGUCCAUCCAGCACAUCCAGCAGGAGGCGCUGGAGGAGCCGCCCGACCCGGAGGACAUCCGGUCCCAUGAAGAGGAGGGGGACGGCUGAGGACGGAGGCGUCCCGGGACUUUAGGUUUUUACUCCACCAUAAGGAGCGACAGAGGAGACGCAUCUGGGGGGAGGAGGGGGAGGAGCAUCACAGGAGGGUUUUUUGGGGAGGAGCUUCACUCACCUGUUUGUCUUACAGUCUGUGCUUUGUAAUUGAAGCUGUAGUUUUUCAGAGGUUCGUCUCCUGAUAAUAAAGUGAACUCUGAACUGUGAA
Oryzias melastigma (Indian medaka) is the source of this 1658-nucleotide messenger RNA. Its product is annotated as metaxin-1. Lineage: Eukaryota; Metazoa; Chordata; Actinopteri; Beloniformes; Adrianichthyidae. Gene Ontology annotation, cellular component: SAM complex. The transcript has 8 exons. The record is from RefSeq and is a predicted model, not a curated record. Bases 476 to 1444 code for a protein of 322 amino acids. Gene Ontology annotation, biological process: mitochondrion organization.